AUGGCCGACAAGAAGAUCUUUACCGCCGCACAGUUGGCCAAACACACCCACAAGGAUAGCCUCUAUCUCGCCGUCCACGGCAAAGUCUACGACCUCUCGGGAUUCAUCGACGAGCAUCCUGGUGGAGAGGAGGUGUUGCUGGACGAGGCAGGCAAGGACGCGACCGAGUCCUUUGAGGAUGUUGGACACUCGGACGAGGCCCGCGAUAUUAUGUCCAAGUUAUACGUUGGAGAGUACCAAGCUGGCACUGGUGAGAAGGCCAAGUCUACCUAUGCCUCUACCCCCAAGCCCAUCCCUGCCGCUGAUCCCGUCGAGUCUGGAAGCAAAUUGCAAUACGUGAUUGCACUGGCUGUCAUCGCAGGAGCUGUCCUCUGGAAGGUCAUUCGCUAA
Linnemannia hyalina is the source of this 390-nucleotide messenger RNA. NCBI's taxonomy places the organism in Eukaryota, Fungi, Mortierellomycota, Mortierellomycetes, Mortierellales, Mortierellaceae. The record is from the annotation of a GenBank genome assembly.